Monoraphidium neglectum is the source of this 1095-nucleotide messenger RNA. RefSeq lists its product as hypothetical. The transcript has 5 exons. NCBI's taxonomy places the organism in Eukaryota, Viridiplantae, Chlorophyta, Chlorophyceae, Sphaeropleales, Selenastraceae. Bases 1 to 1095 code for a protein of 364 amino acids. Gene Ontology annotation, molecular function: ribonuclease T2 activity; RNA binding. Gene Ontology annotation, cellular component: extracellular region. Gene Ontology annotation, biological process: RNA catabolic process. The record is from RefSeq and is a predicted model, not a curated record.
AUGGCUAGGAUCAGCGCUGUAGUGGCCUUCGUCAUAUGUGGAACGUUUAUCCUUGCACAACUGGUUCACGUCAAAGCAGUCGAGCCCCUCGGCAGUGCCGGUACCGCGCCCAACGCCGCUCGCACCACGACGCCCAACGACUUCUGCCCGCGCCGCAGCUGCAGGAGCAGGGAGCGCGGCGACCUUGGGUUUGACUAUUACCUUUUGGCACGCCAGUGGCUGGGCACAGUCUGCGCGCACGAGGACUGCGUAAACCCGCCAGAGACCUCAGACUUCCAGUUUACCCUCCACGGCCUCUGGCCCGAGUGCCUCAGCCAGGACGUCGCCCCGGACUACCCCCAGUGCUGCGACUCCUCCGCCGCCUUUUCGUAUUCCAAGAUCUCCGACCUCGCGCCGCAGCUCAAGACCGAGUGGCCGAGCUACAAGUCUACAAACGGGUCGGGCUUCUGGCAGCACGAGUGGGCGAAACAUGGGACAUGUGCAAUGGCCAACGGGGGCGUGGCUGACGAGCAUGACUACUUUGCGCGCGCCUUGGAGCUGCACGAGCGCUUCAACAUCGAGGACGCGCUGAGUCAGGAGGGCAUCACCCCCGAUGCAACCCGUGCCUACCCCGGCCGCCAGCUGUACGACGCCCUGCGGCGCCACCUCGGCCACGAGGCCCUCUUCUUCUGCGACGCGCAGGGCAACCUCGGACACGUUGAGACCUGUCUGGACCUGCAGCUGCGCCCCAUGGACUGCCCAGACGCCCCCGACUUUGCCCUCGCGCGCCGCCGCGCCGCCGGCGCCGGCUCCGUCGGGGAGUCAUACCUGAACGCCUGCCGCCGCGACGUGAAGAUCCCGCCCCUCGGCCAGGCGCGCUCCGCUGCCUCCCGCCGCAACAUCGCGCCGCCGCCCGGCCCGGCGCACCCCGCGGCGCGCGGGGCGGCGGCCGCGGCGCGCGGGGUCGGUGUGAAGGCUGGCGAGUGGGCGGCCGGCUGCUGGCAAGGGCUGGCGGUCGCGGCGGCCGCCGCCGUGCUCAUGGCGUGCCUGGCUGCGCUGGGCCGGUGCCCGGACGAGCACAAGGGUGGCGGCCACCAGAGGCCGCUCCUGGCCUGA